Molecule: messenger RNA, 432 nt
Organism: Dromiciops gliroides (monito del monte)
Lineage: Eukaryota; Metazoa; Chordata; Mammalia; Microbiotheria; Microbiotheriidae
Product: cytochrome b-c1 complex subunit 9
Exons: 2
Coding region: 53-244 (63 amino acids)
Biological process (GO): mitochondrial electron transport, ubiquinol to cytochrome c
Source: RefSeq, a predicted model, not a curated record
GGGCGCGGGCGCAGACGCAGACGCAGGAGCGGGCAAGGCCGGCCGGCGAGAGAUGGCGUCCCCGACGAUGCUCGGCAAAGUGUACUCGCUCUUCUUCCGCAGGUCGUCCACCUUCGCGCUCACCAUCGCUGUGGGCGUCUUGUUCUUCGAACGAGCCUUCGACCAGGGCGGCGACGCCAUCUACGACAGCAUCAACCACGGGAAACUCUGGAAGCACAUAAAGCACAAGUAUGAGGAGGAAUAGCUGUCAGCGCCAGACCUGGGCUUGAGACUGAGGGGAACCGAUCUGUGCUCUCCAUGGACAGCAGCCCCCAGCGGGGAGAAGGCUCGGUCAGAUGCUGCAUGUGACGCAUUCGUGGCAUUUGAGACUCGACUUGGGCUACAUCUGUUCUGAGAACCUACAAAUAAAUAGGAUGUGAAUUAUCUGUGAAA